UAAAUAACCGAGUGGGGCUGGAACACGGGCGUUUCUCCACCUGUUAGUAUCAGGUAAAGAGGGAAAAAAAACUCAGACAAACUGGAUGUCUGCAACACGGAAGUCAAGAAGCAGUGAGAUCGGACUCGACACAGGAGAGCCUGGAAUAUUUAUUUAUUUAUUUAUUUAUUUAUUUGUUUAUUUAUUACAGGCUCCAGGAAUUGAGCUCUAAUCCGGACACUGCACUUCAGGUGAUUGCAGCUGAACGUAGACGCGUCACAGCCUCUACAUCCAGGGUCAAAAGGCACUGAGUUUCCAAAGAUGUUUUUACUGCUGAACAUUUAAAUCGCAGGAACGUGUGGAAAUGUCGUCGGAAGGUAAGAUGGAAAAUGAGCUGAGCAGCGGCGAGGUGAACCGCGCGCUCACGGAGUUCGUGUUGUUCGUGGCGCGGUGCGUGCUGCUGCUCUACCCGGUGUACGUGUGCGGCGCGUUCGGCCUGAGCGUCAGCUGGCUGCUGCUCGCGGUGCUGCUGUGGGGAAUGUGGGAGAAGAACCGGCGGCGCAAGGGCGAACGCGUGGACGCCGCCAUCGACUUCGUGGAGAACGAGUCUCACGUGAUCAAGCACGAGAUGCUGAAGGCGCUCAACUCGCCCACCUGGAUUCAAUUUAAUGAAGUUGAGAAGGCUGCCUGGAUCAACAAGAUUCUUCAUCAAGCCUGGCCAUUCUUUGGCGUCUACAUGGACAAGCUCCUGAAGGAGAACAUCCAGCCUACCAUUAGGCAAUCCAGCCCUCACCUCAAAACCUUCACCUUCACCAAGGUCCACUUUGGCCAGAAGGCUCCAAUAAUUACAGGCGUACAAGCGUACACACAAGAAGCAGACAUGAGGGAAGUCAUCCUAGACUUCAACAUUGCUUACAUGGGGGAUAUUGACAUCGCCGCAGAUAUAAAGCCACGCAUCUCAGCAGGAAUUAAAGAACUGCAGCUUCAGGGGAUGCUCCGAGUGAUUCUUAGCCCCUUGAUUGGCCAAUCCCCACUUGUGGGUGGGGUCACGAUGUUUUUCAUCCGUCGACCUAAUUUGCACUUGAAUUGGACUGGCAUGACCAAUCUCCUGGAUGGUCCAGGACUACGACCCUUUUCCGAGACGGCCAUCAUGGACAUCAUCGCAUCCAUGAUGGUCCUACCGAAUCGUCUAUGUUUCCCAUUAAUAGACCAAGUCAAGGUGGAUGAAAUGAGAUUCCCUCUGCCUCGAGGUGUGGUACGUGUCCAUGUGCUGGAGGCUCAGGAUCUGAAGGCCAUGGACACAGUAAUGAUGGGACUAGUAAAGGGCAAGUCUGAUCCAUAUGCAGUCCUUACGGUUGGCAACCAGCGUUUCAAAACGAAGACCAUUAAAGAGACCUUGAACCCCAGAUGGAAUGAGGUGUAUGAGUUCGUGGUUCAUGAGGCUCCUGGCCAAGAGCUCGAAGUGGAGGUCUAUGAUGAGGACACGGACAAGGAUGACUUUAUGGGCAGGUUUAAUCUGGAUUUUGGUGAGGUGAAGAAGGAAAGAGAGAUAAAAAAGUGGUUCCUCCUGCAGGAGAUUGAAAAAGGAAAAGUACACAUGAAACUGCAAUGGUUUUCUUUGCAGACUGAUCUGGAGCUACUGAAAGAGGCCACUGAUGGCUGUGCCUGUGCCAUGCUUGCUAUAUAUUUGGACAGUGCCUCUAACCUACCUAAAGACCAUAAUGAAGUAAGCCAGCUUGAGAAACAUGGGAAGCAACCCAAAGAGGCAAGGCUCACAAGGAAGCAACACAACCCCAAUUCUUAUGUGAAGUUCUCCAUAGACCAACAAAGCCAGAAAAGCAAGACUGUGUAUGCAACUAGAGAUCCUGUUUUUGAGCAGUACUUCACAUUCUUUGUGCACAGUGUGGAAAGCCAGGUGCUUAACAUUCAGGUGAUGUUGGCUGAAAAGAAAAGUUCACUGGGCAUGCUGACUCUGCCUCUUAACCGGCUUCUCAACGCCUCAGACUUGACUCUGGACCAGCAUUUCCAGCUGGAACGUUCCGGCUCCAACGCCCAGCUCAAGAUGAAAGCCAUCCUCAGGAUCCUGAAACUGGAGAAGCCCAAGCCCAAAGUUUCAAACCCUUUCAAAGAUCCUCAGCUCCAACAACCUCAGCAAUCACAGCCAACUCUUGACUCCUUGAAACCUGAAGAAAGAAACCAGGCCACCACGCUGUCUCAGAUGCAAGUGCCCAUCAGUUCUUCCAGCGGACCCCAGGCUGAGUAUAUGGCCCGGAGAGGUUCUCUCCUGGUCUCGGAGAACCGUCUGACGGGCUCCACACGAAUGCGGCGUUAUGACUCGCACAGCCUCCUCUCAGAAAACUCUAUUGCUUCUUCACGCUUUGACCUAGCCGAGGGUGUCCCUUACCCAGACGCCAUCAUGAAUCACCAGGGCAGCUUUGGCCAGAUUCAGAUAACUAUUCGUUAUGCCACGCUGAGGAACAAGCUCACUGUGACUGUCAUUAACUGCAGGAACCUGUUCCCCUGUAACGCCAACGGCUCAGACACCUAUGUUCGCAUUUACUUGCUUCCUGACCAAAAAUGGAAAAACCGCAUGCGCACAAAAGUGAAGACAAACACAGUGAAUCCAAACUUUGAUAAGAAGUUUGAGUUUUCGGUGCCAUUGGAGGAAGCAAGGACCCGGAAGUUAGAUGUUUCUGUGAAGAACAAUCGAAUGUUCCAUACCAGAGAGCGAAAAGAGAUUGGGAUGGUCUUGAUUGAUCUAGCCCAGUUGGAUAUUAUAAAAGGUUCCACAGCAUGGUAUGAGCUCAGUAUCCCAGGGCUGAAGAAAGCUAUCUAGAGGAAUGAAGAUCAUUGAUCAAAUUGAACUGACUCCUUCAGAAGUUUCUGAAUUUCUACACCUCUGUUUACAUUUUUAUUACUGAAUUUCUCUUGCCUCUCAGGUAGUGGAAAAUAUGAGAAUCUUUAUUUUUAUUUUAACACUGAAGAACUCUAAAAUACAAUGCAUUUUUGUAAUUUUUUUUUUAUUAUUUUUUACAUAUUCUUUUUUUUUAAUCAUCAAUUGUGAGUGGAGUUUUAACCUGAUGAUGGGAAGCAGGCUUUUUUUUUUUUUUUUUUUUUUUUUUUUUUCUUUCUUUCUUUGCACUCCAUGCCGAACACCAUUUUUUUUUUUUUUAUUAUUUUUUAUUUUAUUUUUUUUUUUAAAUCAUACUCAAAGCACUGGUACUACUUUUGUAUCGCUCAGCUUACAUAGAUUUGUUCUCUGUAAACGUAUUUUGGUGUGAAUUUACAUGCACGCAAUAGUUCUGGAUUCAUGACAUUCUCGCUCUCUCUCUCUCUCUCUCUCUCGCUCUCUCUCUUAUAUUUAUAUAUAUAUAUAUAUAUAUAUAUAUAUAUAUAUAUAUAUAUAUAAAAUCAUGAUCUGUUCUUUUCUUUAUAGGAAAUGUGUUGCACAUUUUAAUGCAUUGUUCAUUGGUUAUGUGAUGUUUACUAGAUUGUAAAGAAUAUGCACCUGUUCCACAUUCCAGCUCUUGACAAACCAAAGACAAUUAAUCAGUAAUCCCUCAAUAACUGUUGUCUGGAACAUGCUGAGCACUAUAAUGAAGCAAAAUGUGCACUCUCAGUGAGGGUCAUAAAGAUUAUGUUUAGGAGAGGCGAUAUAUAGCAAAUAUAUAUCAGGGAAAUAUUAGGACAGCAUGGCAUGUGAAUAUGUUUUAAAACAGAAACGUAACUGACAUUGAUGCAUGUUCAGUACUUAAGCGCAUAUACAUAUAUAUCAAAAAGGAUAUUCUGUAAUUUUGUAAUCAUAGAACAUGAAUUGACGUAACAAACUAAUUAAUGGCAAAGUGUUGUUAUAUUUCUGUUAUUUUGCUCAGUAUUUUUCUGUAUAUUUUUUAAACUGUGAUUGUGUUGUAUAAAACACUGGGAAAUGUAAAGAAAGGGGGGGGGGAUCUUAUGACAACUAUUAAAUAAACUGUGGCUUUUAUUAAAGUUAAA
Messenger RNA from Ictalurus punctatus (channel catfish), 3972 nucleotides. It is a transcript of the gene esyt3, whose product is annotated as extended synaptotagmin-like protein 3. The transcript has 23 exons. The coding region runs from base 344 to 2815 and encodes 823 amino acids. Lineage: Eukaryota; Metazoa; Chordata; Actinopteri; Siluriformes; Ictaluridae. The record is from RefSeq and is a predicted model, not a curated record. Gene Ontology annotation, biological process: lipid transport. Gene Ontology annotation, molecular function: lipid binding.